Anopheles stephensi (Asian malaria mosquito) is the source of this 1171-nucleotide messenger RNA. RefSeq names its product cuticle protein 7-like. Gene Ontology annotation, cellular component: extracellular matrix. The record is from RefSeq and is a predicted model, not a curated record. The transcript is spliced from 2 exons. NCBI's taxonomy places the organism in Eukaryota, Metazoa, Arthropoda, Insecta, Diptera, Culicidae. The coding region runs from base 176 to 850 and encodes 224 amino acids.
GGAUCAGUUUUGUGGGAGUAAAAGUAGUUCAUUUUCGUGAUAGGCUCCUGCCUCAAGGACGUAAGGAACAUGCAGAAAUGUGCAAUAUUGUUAAAAGUAUAAAUGGCGUCGUAUCGCGUACAGCACUACACUAUCACUCCGAUCUUCAGACAGUAACAACAAGCUUGCUCCAACAAUGGCUUUCAAAUUUGUUCUGCUGGCUACUCUGGUAGCAGCCGCUAGCGCCGGUCUGCUCCCUGUGGCUCAGCACGGAGCGAUCGCUACCUCGCACUCCACCAUCCAGCAUCACGCUGCCCCAGCCGUCCACCAUGUCGGAUCCAUCCAUGCCGCUCCGGCCUACUACCAGCACUCCGCUCCGGCCAUCGUCAAGACCAUCGCUCAGCCAACGAUCAUCAAGUCCGUAGAGCACCACGCCCCGGCGAACUACGAGUUCUCGUACUCCGUGCACGACGAACAUACCGGAGACAUCAAGAGCCAGCACGAGACCCGUCACGGUGAUGAGGUGCACGGACAGUACUCGCUGUUGGACUCGGACGGCCAUCACCGUGUCGUCGACUACCAUGCCGAUCAUCACUCCGGAUUCAACGCCGUCUUGCGUCGUGAGCCAACGGGAGUGAAAAUCGCCCAGCCAGUCCACAAGGUGAUCGCUCAGCCCGUGCACGUGUCCAGCUAUGCCCAUGCUCCAGUAGCACACGCCACCAUCCAGCAGCAUCAUGCCGCUCCGGUCGCCCACUACGCCGCCCCGAUCGCGCACUACGCCGCCCCGAUCGCGCACCAUGCCGCUCCGAUCGCGCAUUCGACCUCCAGCAUCGUUCAUGGACCGAGCCAUCUGAGCCAUCAUCAUUACUAAGUUCGAACCAGAACAUUUUGUAGUGUAGUCAGUUGGUUAGCGGAAAAAUAAUUGUUAAAAUUAAGAAUAGCAUCCUGUUGUAAAACACUAAAUCUUCUUCUUCAUUUCAUUACACUGGUAUUGCUUUUGUUAAGAGGUCCUUUUUCGAAGAUUGUCAACUCGAAGCUUAGUGCCACUUGUUCCAUCCUUUGGCAAGUUCCUGCUCUGUAGAAGAGGCUCAAACUAAUAAUGUUUAUAUCAUCAGCGUUUUCCAGGAUCUGGAUUGACUUGUCCCAGAAGUUUCCUCCUCCGAAUCUCGGAUAAUACUCUCUAACUCCAGGU